GCCAUACAACAAACACAAAUUGCAGCCAAGAUCCUUACCCUCAACCUUCAUUGGCUUCAGCUCUCAACAUAAAGGUUAUAAAAUACUUCUACCCUCUGGCAAGGUUAUUGUUACAAGAGAUGUCAUCUUUGAUGAAUCUCUGUUCCCUUUUUCCAAGCCAACUCCCACACAUUCUAACCUUGAUCAGCUACAAUCCUUUCUAAACCAACCCCCAUCCAUAGUGUAUAGUCCUACCUCUGCAAACCCCUCUUCAAACCCUCACAUCUCCACACCACCUCACUCCUCCUCAACUAUAUCUCCCACUCCUGUUCAAAAUAAUUCUCAACACUCAUCACCCUCCAGUGCUUCCUCUUCUACUCAGUCAAACAACUCUUCUCACUCCACUGUUCCUUUGUAUGUUGAUUUGCCAAUUGUGAGGGAAAAUACAUCUGAGUCUACUGUUCCAACUAAUAAUAAUGCUGCUAAACACCAUAUGAUAACCAGGUCAAAGACAGGUUCUCUUAAACCGAGGAUCAUUUCAGCUCAACUCACUCAGGAGGAACCAUCCUCCUACAAGGAAGCAUUUACUCAACCUGCAUGGAAAGCAGCUAUGAUGUCAGAAUACCAGGCUCUCCUGCAGAACAACACCUGGUCCCUUGUCAGUCCAGCACCAAACAGAUCAAUCAUUGGCUGCAAGUGGCUAUUCAAGCUAAAAAGGCAUGCAGAUGGUAGGGUGGCCAGACAUAAAGCCAGGCUAGUUGCCAAAGGCUUCAGUGAAACUGCAGGCAUAGACUUCUAUGAGACAUUUAGCCCAGUUCUUUUGAAGCUCUUUCCCAACAUGCUGCCAUCAACCUUCCAGGACAAGAUGAAAGAACUGGUAAAAUGCAGAAGCAUUAAACGAAGGUUGCACGCCAAAAUAGAAUAUGCAAAGUUUCUCCAAGAGACUGUCAAAGAAAUGGCAAAAGAGGUGCAAAAUUCACGUAGUGGAGAAACUAAGAAGACAGCUGAGGACCUUGCUGAAUUUCUGAAUAAGGUCUGUACGAUUUCAGUAUUAUACCAAUUCAUAAGAAGUGUAGCUUAUAUAAGAAGAUUUGUUCAAUACAGGUCAGAAGUGGUGCCCGUGUCGAACGAGGAAAUUUUGGGAUUUGCUAAGCUGUUCAAUGAUGAACUCACAGUAGAUAAUAUUAGCAGACCACGACUUGUAAAUACGUGCAAGUACAUGGGUAUCAGCUCUAUUGGAACAGAUGCUUAUUUGCGUUAUAUGCUACGGAAGAGAUUGCAGAGGAUUAAAAAUGAUGACAAAUUGAUUCAAGCUGAGGGCGUGGAAUCUCUAUCAGAAGCUGAACUUCGUGAAGGUUGUCGUGAGAGGGGCAUGCUUGGAGUGCUUUCUGUGGAUGAAAUGCGCCAACAGCUGCGAGAUUGGCUAGAUUUAUCACUAAAUCAUUCUGUUCCGUCUUCACUUCUGAUCCUUUCCAGGAAGAACUUAUCACGAUUGAUGAACAUGUAUUUUCGGUUGAAGAACUUGAUUGCAACAUGUAUUUUCGGAUACUGCACAAAGUCACCCUAUG
This is a messenger RNA of Striga hermonthica, 1547 nucleotides long. Lineage: Eukaryota; Viridiplantae; Streptophyta; Magnoliopsida; Lamiales; Orobanchaceae. The record is from the annotation of a GenBank genome assembly.